Cololabis saira (Pacific saury) is the source of this 3267-nucleotide messenger RNA. RefSeq names its product solute carrier family 23 member 4 (gene slc23a4). The transcript has 12 exons. Gene Ontology annotation, cellular component: membrane. Lineage: Eukaryota; Metazoa; Chordata; Actinopteri; Beloniformes; Belonidae. Gene Ontology annotation, molecular function: transmembrane transporter activity. The record is from RefSeq and is a predicted model, not a curated record. Bases 208 to 2025 code for a protein of 605 amino acids. Gene Ontology annotation, biological process: transmembrane transport.
UGAAAUCUGGAUUUUCAUACCAUGCUGCCCACCCCACCCUCUAUCCCACCUCCUCGCUCUCUUACUUCUCUAUCAGACUCUUCAUUCCUGUAUUCUGUGUCUGUGUGCCCUCCCCUCUAACUAAUGUUUAUGUCACUUUUUCUGUAUUGUUACGUUUUGUUUUGAUAACUAGUAAACCUAAACUUAAGUGUAUAGGCUGAAGCUGAGAUGACUGCAGACAAAGAGAGUAAUGGACUUGACAACUAUGCUUUUGCGCUGGAGGGAUGUGAUCUACCUCACCGAGGAGAGGAUCUGGUCUCCUCCAUUGAUGAAGACAGUAAAAAACUAGUAUACUGUGUAACAGAUGUCCCUCCCUGGUACCUCUGCAUCCUCCUGGGCACCCAGCACUGUCUGACUGCAUUUGGGGGUAUCAUUGCCAUCCCCCUGAUCCUGUCCCAGGGGCUGUGUCUGCAACAUGACAGCCUUUCACAGAGCCACCUUAUCAGCACUAUCUUCUUUGUUUCUGGCAUCUGCACACUGCUACAAGUUACCUUUGGCAUUAGGUUGCCCAUUCUCCAAGGCGGCACAUUCACACUGUUGGCUCCCUCCAUGGCAAUGUUGUCCAUGCCGGAGUGGACGUGUCCUGCUUGGACGCAGAAUGCCAGCUUAGUCAACACUUCCUCCACGGAGUUCAUAGAAGUGUGGCAGAGUCGAAUGAGAGCACUGCAGGGCUCCAUUAUGGUGGGCUCACUCUUCCAGGUGUUCGUCGGUUUCUCUGGCCUCAUCGGCCUUUUUAUGCGUUUCAUUGGACCUCUGACCAUCGCUCCCACUAUUGCUCUCAUUGGACUGUCUCUGUUUGACUCAGCUGGUAGCAGCGCUGGCAAUCAUUGGGGCAUUUCAUCAAUGACCACAGUACUGAUCAUCCUGUUCUCACAGUACCUUCGCCACAUAGCGGUGCCCUUUCCAACGUACAGCAAGGAUAAAAAGCUUCAUACCUCUCGAGUCUAUGUCUUCCAGAUUCUUCCUGUCCUUCUGGGAAUAACACUGUCUUGGCUUAUCUGUUACAUUCUGACUACCUACAAUAUACUCCCUGCUGAACCAGACCAGUACGGCUAUCUUGCACGGACUGAUCUGAAAGGAGAGGUUAUAAGUCAAGCUCCCUGGUUUACGUUCCCAUAUCCAGGACAGUGGGGGAUGCCGACCGUCAGCCUUGCCGGGGUGGUUGGCAUCUUGGCUGGUGUGAUUUCUUCCAUGAUAGAGUCUGUUGGGGAUUACCAUGCUUGUGCAAGGUUGUCUGGAGCUCCACCCCCACCUAAACAUGCCAUCAACAGGGGCAUUGGCAUAGAGGGCCUGGGGUGUCUGCUGGCUGGUGCCUGGGGAACUGGAAAUGGAACCACUUCAUACAGUGAAAAUGUUGGAGCUCUUGGCAUUACUAAGGUUGGCAGUCGCAUGGUGAUAGUGGCCAGUGGAGUGUUGAUGGUUGCCAUGGGAAUACUUGGCAAAGUGGGUGCCAUAUUUACCACCAUCCCCUCACCUGUGAUGGGAGGAAUGUUCCUGGUUAUGUUUGGAGUCAUUUGUGCUGCAGGUGUUUCUAAUCUGCAGUAUACAGAUAUGAAUUCAUCCCGAAACAUCUUCAUCUUUGGAUUCUCCAUGUUCUCUGGUCUGGUUAUUCCUAACUGGAUAUUAAAGAACCCCAAAGGCAUAGCCACAGGUGUGGUAGAAAUUGACCAGAUGUUGCAGGUACUUCUUACAACCAGCAUGUUUGUUGGAGGCUUCUUUGGCUUCAUACUGGACAACACCAUCCCAGGGACCAAGGAGGAGCGGGGCAUCCUGGCCUGGAACAAAGCUCACGAAGACGACUCAAGUAACACACUGGAGAGUGGAGAGGUGUACGGUCUUCCCUUUGGUAUCAGCUCUCACUUGUCCUCUUUGUCCUGGAUCCGGUACAUACCAUUCUGCCCUCCUGGAAUGCCCAACACCCUGGAGCCUAAGCAGCCACUGGGAAAUCCAGAGCCUGCACAGAUCAUCAUUGGAGUUGGUCUGUGAGCAGCUUAUUCACUCCAACAUUUCCCAAAAGGCGAUACAAGAAAAGGCAGCUGAGUUUAUGUUGCGUCUUAGAGGCACUGUACUGUAACAACAUGGUGCAAAGUUGGAGAGAAUAUUUUUGUGCAAUGGCACGCCAACUCCUAUUUUCUGUCGUUUUUGUCUGAUAAACUCACGGUGCACUGUUGAGUUGGAUCUGAAGAUGUGGUCAAACACUUAAAGAAGAAAAAAAGACCUUGUGUCCUGUUCUUGACCUCAGUAUAAAAUGUUAUGAGGCAAAGAAAAGCUGGAGAGGAACAUUUACAAGAACUUCAGAAGAGCUGACUGUAGAGUUAAGACUACCACACUAAACUAACACCCGGCAACAAAUACAGCAUGUAACAGCCAAUGAUAUGUAACUGAUGUAGGUCUGACAUUAUGAAAGUGCAGGGUUCUGAACAUGGGCCUCAGAAAGCAAGUCUAGCAAAACAAUGGACUGGGUUCUUACAGUUACUCAGCCAUAUUCAUCCAAAGCAGCAUAUUUGCUUUACAUCAUGUAGGUUGUGAACAUGGGUAACUGAAAUAAUGCUCCAAAAUGAAAUAUAAACAGCAGCUCCUAAAGGUUAUAUAAUAUUUUUGUCAGAGAUUGGUGGCUCAUGGUUACCAUCUUAUUUAGACAUAUUUGUUCAGUUUGUGCAAGAUGAGCAUAAGAGUUAAGGUCAAUUGAUGCUGUAAAUAUCCCUUUUAGCUUCCUAAUGUGUUGAAAUAAAAUGUCCUAAAAGUAUUUCCAUUCAUAUUCUUUCCCCUCCCCAGCCUUACAUGUUUUUUGAGUUUUCUCAUGGACUCCUUCAGUUUUUUCUUUCACAAGGAGCUGUGUGCUGCCAUCAACUUAUUUCUUAAGGUUUUCUUACAGAAAGAAAUACAGAAGGGGAUGAUGAACCAAGGUCUUUUAAUGAGUGUUCAUAUUCAUAUUUCUGGGACAUUUUAUUUCAAUAGGUACUAUAUUUACCAUUUGAAACUGUUUGAGUGUAACCGGUUUUCUUUGGUUUCAAUUUGGAUUUUUUUUUAAAUGACCUUUUUUGACCUCUUGGCUUCAGAAUGAAAUAAUGUGCAGGUGCUAGCAAAGAAACUAAAACCACAAGUGAAUGUAAGAACAUCUAUGGUCUUUUUUAUGUCACAUUCAUUAUGCAAAUAUCCAAUGUAUCUUUUGUGUAUAUAUAUAUAUAUCUCUGUGCACUUUAUCUCUGGUGACAUAUUCUGACUUUU